UCUUCCACCACAAACUAAAUAGCCAAAAUUUCUCUUCUCUACUCUUUCUUUCCCUCACAUAGGAUAACAAUUAGAUUAUUCCCAAAAACCAUAACUGAUCAAACCCUACUCUCUCUUCGUUUGUUCAUCUUCACUCUCUCUUUCAUAGAAACACUUCAGAGAGAGCACAAUGGCGUUGGGGAAUAGGUCGCGCAGUAGCAGUAACAAGCGGUCGUCUUCUUCAAGCUCUUACACAUCAACCGUGAUGGUAAUGGGAUUCAUAGCACUGUGUGUGGUUGGUGUGUGGAUGAUGAAUUACUCCAGCGCUGGAGUUUCAACACAAACCACCACGGCUCGAACCAACACCGUCACUUCCACUGCCUCCUCGGAUGAAAACAAUACACAAGCCGCUGAGAAUAACAAUAAUAACAAUGAGAAACCCAAGGCAUUUGAAGACAAUCCCGGUGAUCUUCCGGACGAUGCCAUAAAAAAUGAUGAUGGGCCUAACAAAUCGGAUGCUGCUGCUAUCAACGAGGGAAAGACGUCCAGAGAAAAACAAGAGCAAGAUGCAGCUGAAGAACAGAAAGAGGAUCAGAAGCAGCAAGAGCUUAACCAAGCACAGUUAUCUGAGGAAACCACUAUACCUGAAAACCAACAAGCUGAACAAACCGCCACACAAGAGAAGAUCAUCACUGCUGAUGAUCAACCUGACGAGAAAAACCACCAACAAAAAAACAAUAACGGCGGCCAGAGCGGUGGAAAUGAUCAAAUAGACGUAGAAAGCAAACCUCAAGAGCAACCUGCAGAAACAAAUUCCGAUAAUAGCAAGCAAAAUAAUAAUGCUCAAGCUUUUCAGGACAAAAAACCGGGGAAUGCAGAUCAAACUCAGAUGCAACAACAACAACAACAGCAGCAGCAGCAACCACAAAAGCACCAGCACCAACAACAACAACAAGAAGAGCAGUCGCUAGGUGUUGAAAGAAAUGAAAAUUCACAGGAGUCCCAGAAUAAUAUUCAAGGCUCGUCAAAUCAACAACAACAGCAGCAGCAGCAGGAGAAUCAGCAUCAACAACAUAGUCAGGAACAAGAGCAUCAUGACCAACAAAAACCGCAACAAUACACCGACGAGACAAACCAUGUCACAACGCUACCAACUAUACCUGACCAGAAUCAACAAAAGAAAAACCAAGGAGAACAACAACAACAACAACAACAGCAACAAGAAGAAUCUUACCCUCAGCGAAAGAAAGGUAAUGCAGCAGCUGAUCAAAACAAUAAGGGCACCGAGUCCAACUCGGGCGAAACGCUACUCAACGGCGGGGACAGCUCGGGCAUUCCGAAAGAGUCAAAGGAGUCGAAGAAGUCGUGGAGGACUCAAGCGGAUCAGUCGGAGAACGAGAAGGAGAGGCGCAAGGACGAAAAGGAGGGUCAAGAUAGCAUCUACGGGUACACGUGGCAGCUUUGCAAUGUGACUACAGGUCCUGAUUAUAUACCUUGUUUGGACAAUGAGAAGGCUAUAAAGAAGCUGCGUUCUACCAAACACUUCCAGCAUCGAGAGAGGCAUUGUCCGCAGGAGGGUCCCACUUGCCUGGUUCCACAUCCGGAGGGUUACAAGACGUCUAUCCAGUGGCCGAAAAGCAGAGACAAGAUAUGGUAUCACAAUGUACCGCACACAUUGCUGGCGGAGGUGAAGGGACACCAGAACUGGGUUAAGGUGUCCGGUGAGUUUUUGACUUUUCCUGGUGGUGGGACCCAAUUCAUACAUGGCGCUCUCCUCUACAUUGAUUUCCUUCAAAACGCAGUACCGAAUCUCGCAUGGGGAAAGCACACUCGAGUUAUACUGGACGUUGGGUGUGGUGUUGCGAGCUUUGGGGGUUAUCUCUUUGACAGAGAUGUUCUUACAAUGUCUUUUGCACCCAAAGAUGAGCAUGAAGCUCAAGUUCAGUUUGCCCUGGAAAGGGGUAUUCCAGCCAUUUCAGCAGUCAUGGGUACUCAGAGGCUGCCCUUCCCCAGCAGGGUCUUUGAUGCCGUCCACUGUGCACGUUGCAGAGUGCCUUGGCACCUCGAAGGGGGAAUGCUUCUUUUGGAGUUGAAUCGUGUUUUAAGGCCUGGGGGUUACUUCAUUUGGUCAGCCACUCCUGUUUAUGGGAAGCUUGACGAAGAUAAAAAAAUAUGGAAAGAAAUGACUGCCUUAACAAAGUCUAUGUGUUGGGACCUUAUUACGAUCAAGAACAACAAAGUAAAUUUAGUUGCGGCUGCCAUCUACCGCAAGCCAACCUCGAACCAAUGCUACGAACAAAGAAAGCAAAAGCAACCUCCUAUGUGCAAAACCGAUGAUGAUCCCAAUGCUGCCUGGUAUGUACCUCUGCAGGCAUGUAUGCACAGGGUUCCUGUUGACAAAUCUGAGAGAGGGACUCAAUGGCCAGAGAACUGGCCUAAUCGACUGGAAACUCCUCCUUACUGGUUAAACAGCUCCCGGAUGGGUAUUUAUGGAAAACCAGCACCCCAAGAUUUUGCAAGAGAUUAUGAACACUGGAAACGUGUGAUCAACAACAGUUACAUGAAAAGUUUGGGUAUCAAUUGGUCCGGAGUCAGAAAUGUCAUGGAUAUGAGAGCGGUUUAUGGAGGGUUUGCCGCCGCUCUCAAGGAUCUUAAGGUCUGGGUGAUGAAUGUGGUGAAUGUAGAUUCUGCAGAUACUCUCCCCAUCAUCUAUGAACGUGGUCUUUUUGGAAUUUAUCAUGAUUGGUGUGAAUCUUUUAGCACCUACCCAAGAACCUAUGACCUCCUCCAUGCAGAUCAUCUCUUUUCUUCGCUCAAAAAGAGGUGCAGACUUCCUCCGGUAAUGGCAGAAAUUGAUCGGAUUGUCAGGCCGGGAGGCAAAUUGAUCGUCCGCGAUGAAUCCAACGCAAUUGGGGAGGUUGAGAACUUGUUGAAGUCCCUGCACUGGGAGGUUCACUUAACCUUCUCCAAAAACCAAGAAGGGAUGCUUAGUGCACAGAAAGGCAAUUGGCGGCCAACCACAUCGGCAGAUACUUCUUAACCUCAAUUUACAAGAGAAAGAGAGCUCGGCUCUUAUAUAUAUGUUGUUACGAUCCUUAAAAGUUUUGUAGGCCAUAACUGGUGAAGUUACAUCUAUUUUCUAGCACUGUGUUAAUUGUGUUCACAAUCUUGUUUUGCUAAACAACUGAAUUGAACAUGAUAGGUGAAUUGAACAUGAUAGGUGUAAUAUUUGUUCAU
This is a messenger RNA of Rosa chinensis, 3216 nucleotides long. Its product is annotated as probable methyltransferase PMT27. The transcript is spliced from 8 exons. Gene Ontology annotation, molecular function: methyltransferase activity. The record is from RefSeq and is a predicted model, not a curated record. NCBI's taxonomy places the organism in Eukaryota, Viridiplantae, Streptophyta, Magnoliopsida, Rosales, Rosaceae. Gene Ontology annotation, cellular component: endosome; trans-Golgi network; cytoplasm. Bases 170 to 3019 code for a protein of 949 amino acids.